Betta splendens (Siamese fighting fish) is the source of this 1269-nucleotide messenger RNA. RefSeq names its product TLR adapter interacting with SLC15A4 on the lysosome. The record is from RefSeq and is a predicted model, not a curated record. Lineage: Eukaryota; Metazoa; Chordata; Actinopteri; Anabantiformes; Osphronemidae. The transcript is spliced from 2 exons. The coding region runs from base 143 to 1105 and encodes 320 amino acids. Gene Ontology annotation, biological process: regulation of toll-like receptor signaling pathway.
GCAGACUACACUCAACAUGCACCUGAUGGGUUCCUGCUGAAAGACAAUGCAAUGAUUUUAAGAAAUUGUUUUCUCUGCUUUUAUAAAGACUGGGAAAAAACAACAACUGAUCAUCUUGAGACGCACUGAUUUCAGUUCAAGGAUGCUGUGUGAAGGCAGGUUGAUGAGCAUGAUGUUCAGUGACUUUGAGGAGCUGGACUGCCUCCCCCCUCAGAAGUCCAUUAAAAGUGCUUAUGGGCUGCCGAGAGCAGCUGCCGUCCGGACGCCCGGCUCCCCCGCACACAGUCCACUCGUCCACUACCACUCCUCAGAGCAGACAGAAGGCGUGGACAACAGGAACGCUUCGGUGGAGCUGUACAUCUCUCCUCUGCAGUCCUUGGUCCUUGAGGGAGCCCGUCCAUGCAGGCACAUUUCUCCAGAAAUAAAGAUCCCAGCUCAGGCCUACUCAGGAGGUGAUGCCCCUUUCUUAGUUCCUCCCUUUUGUCAGAGCAUCUGUGAAAACUACAGUGACCUCCACAUCGGAGGUGACCAGGUGCUGCCUCUCUCAGCUAAUGGUGGUGAGCUGCAGCUUUGCACUGAUGCACAGCCUCCCGGGCCCUUCCUUCAGUCCUGUGAUGUCCUCCCACCUGUUGAAGACUCACUGCCUGCACAGAUGCCUCAGAACGGGCUCCUCCCACUUAGGGGAGGUUCAAAUCGCUGGCGACAGACGAGUGCCCGCGAUCGCAGCUUUCUGUUGCAGGGACAAGAGGGGCCGUUCUCAAACUCUCUCUUAAAUAAUUACUUGGAGCAGAAGCUCUUAGACCUAUACCAGCAAUACAUGAUGGAGAACAUGGUGAGAGAUGGGGUGCCUGCUUCCAACUCCUACCCAGGCCCGAUUUGCAAUCUGCUGGGCUCAGAGCUGGUACUGACCAGCCUGGAACACAUCACGUUGCAGCUGAGUCGUGAUGGUAACCUGGAGGCCUGCCUGGCCAAGGACAUGGUCCUGAGCUGUCUGCUGCGGGUGGCUGGCGAUAUGCAGUCCAGUGAGAUCAGCACUCCUUUUCUCCAGAUUUCAAACGAGGCGUCCAGGGAGCAACUCUCAGAGAACAAAGAGAAACAAAGCUAGUGCCAAGGAACUCAGGACAGUCAAAGAAUCAAGACAUCAUCAUCACGACAGCGUUUGUUCUUUUGAGAAACUAUUGCAAGCAAGUUCUGAAUGAAAGUCACUGUUUAAAAAUUUGCAGUCAUGUGUUGUUGUGUAUUUAUCAGUUUGAAAAAGAUGAAUAAAAA